Molecule: messenger RNA, 1191 nt
Organism: Peronospora matthiolae
Lineage: Eukaryota; Oomycota; Peronosporomycetes; Peronosporales; Peronosporaceae
Source: the annotation of a GenBank genome assembly
AUGAAAGGCCGAUUUAUCGUCAAUCCCUUUCAGGAACUUCAUUUGACAUCGAAUGACUGUACAUCUCUUGAAGACCUGGCGAACCAGUGCAUCUCGACCAACCUCGAGCUCUACACAAAGUUCACGUCGGGCACGAAACGAAGCGUGGACCCAAGCCACUGGAAGCCCCUCAAGGAGAAAGAAAGACUCAAAGUGUACUCGGAACGACCUUCAGGCGUAGCUGCUGCUGCGGCUUCUGGUAAUGAGCCGACGGGGUCGGGCCUCCCCAUGAUCCUGUGCGUCGGCACCAUGGAAGGCAAAUUAGACGAUCUUUUGUUCGGUGUCAUCAGCGAAGACCUCGAAACAAUGCGCUUGAAGGCUUCGUACGUGGCAGAUUUCAGUGGAGCCGCUGUGCUUGAUUCCGUGGUGCUACCGACUUUGGAAGACCCGUUUCAGUCGCUGGUGAUCAAGUGGAUGGAGCUUGACAUUCCUUUCAGCUCAACGAGUCUGGUCAAGAACCGUGACUACGUGUACCUUGAAGGCACAGGUUAUGUCACCAACUCGAGAGGUGAGCGUAUGGGUUAUCACCUCCUGCACUCGGUGAACUUUGCACAGACGCACGGAUUGCCAAACCGCGUUCGAGGCAAUCUCUCUAUCAUCGCCUUCUGGCGACAGAUCAGUGCCAACACGAUCGAAAUGUAUGCGACUGGCGUCAUGGAUCCAGCCGACGCAGGUAUCGUGCGCAAGCUCGUGGUUCCAAACAUGGCCAACGUGUUUCUUUCGUCGUUGAGGUAUGCCUACUGCGGGCAGAUGCGAAAGCUUUUGUUCAUGCUCGAGAAAGCCUACACGGACUCAAAAUUGCGCGGCACUCCCAACAGGAAGAGCAUCUGCGUCACGUGCUCGACGCCCAUCAGUGGUCGGAAAGUUGGGGACUUUGCCAAGAGCAACAGCACGUGCAAGAUUUGCUUUGGCUUUGUCUGCCAUGCAUGCAAAGUUGUCCGGAAGCUGAGUUUUGUGGAUCCGGAUCUACUUCUGUCACAGCGCAAGGUCACAUUCUGCACGUCGUGCAUCAGCUCAGUCACCAGCGUUAGCUCUGUGGACUGUGCUCGCGCGCAGAUGCUGAAGCACCACAAGGCGAGUCACUCUGGUACAGACCAAAUCUUGUCAUCGAAUGACAACAGUGGAGAAUUCUCCUACGCUAGUACACAGUAG